Messenger RNA from Microcebus murinus (gray mouse lemur), 3410 nucleotides. RefSeq names its product zinc finger CCCH-type containing 18 (gene ZC3H18). Gene Ontology annotation, cellular component: precatalytic spliceosome. NCBI's taxonomy places the organism in Eukaryota, Metazoa, Chordata, Mammalia, Primates, Cheirogaleidae. The record is from RefSeq and is a predicted model, not a curated record. Gene Ontology annotation, molecular function: RNA binding; metal ion binding.
ACGACCGUCGCGGUCUGAUGACGUCGCACAAUGGCCGGCCCCCGCGGCUAGUGGAGCCCGUUUGUUCCGCCCGCGUCGCGCCUGGAGCCGGAGCCCGUGAGGAGCGGAAGGGCCGAGGGACGUCUUCUCCGCGCCGCCCCGACUCCAGCGGAGCCGUGGCCCCCUCCCCGCCCUCGCGCUGAACAGGACUGUGACGCCCGGAGAGACAGUUAACCUGGCCAGAGCAGGGCCUGGAACUCAAGCUGUCUCCUGAUUCCCAGUGAUGUUCCUUGUCGUCUGUGCAACAAGGUGUGACUCAAGUUGCUUCUAAUAAACAGAACCGUGGGUACCGAUGGAUGUGGCCGAGAGCCCUGAACGGGAUCCUCGCUCUCCAGAGGACGAAGAGCAGCCGCAGGGGCUCUCGGACGAUGACAUUCUGAGGGACAGUGGGUCUGAGCAGGACUUGGACGGAGCUGGGGGGAGGGCUUCCGAUUUGGAGGAUGAAGAAAAUGCGGCCCGGGGGCCGAGCCAGGAGGACGAGGCCAACCGCUCUGACGAGGAGGAUCGAGCGAGCGAGCCCAAGUCCCAGGACCCGGACUCCGAGGCCAACGAGUUGAGCAGGGGCCCAGCCAGCCCCCCGUGCGAGGACGAAGGGGACGAGGGGGAGGAAGACCGGACGAGCGACCUCAGGGACGAGGCCUCCUCGGUCACGCGGGAGCUGGACGAGCACGAGCUGGACUAUGACGAGGAGGUCCCCGAGGAGCCGGCUCCCGCCGCCCAGGAGGACGAAGCCGAGAAGGCUGGGGCCGAGGACGACGAGGACAAGGGUGACGGCGCUCACCGGGAGGAGGGGGCGGCUGGUGCCCAAAGUGUGGGAGAAAAGGAACCCCUGGAGGCUGCUGCCAAGGAGAAAAAGAAAGAGGAUGAUGAUGGAGAAAUCGACGACGGGGAGAUAGACGAUGAUGACCUGGAGGAAGGCGAAGUAAAAGACCCCAGCGACAGGAAGGUGAGGCCUCGUCCCACCUGCCGGUUCUUCAUGAAAGAUGGGCCACCAUUGUCCACUCUUCCUCCACCAAUACCAAAUUCCAUACCAUUCAGAGGCCAGGUUAAAGGGAACUGUACCUGGGGGAUGAAUUGUAGGUUUAUACACCCUGGCGUGAACGACAAGGGGAACUACUCCCUAAUCACCAAAGCCGACCCCUUCCCGCCCAACGGUGCCCCGCCGCUCGGACCUCACCCUCUGAUGCCUGCCAACCCUUGGGGUGGGCCAGUAGUUGACGAAAUUUUGCCUCCACCCCCUCCAGAGCCCCCAACAGAGAGUGCCUGGGAACGAGGACUCCGGCAUGCAAAGGAGGUUUUAAAAAAAUCAACCAUUCGAAAAGAACAGGAGCCUGAUUUUGAAGAGAAAAGAUUUACAGUGACCAUUGGUGAAGAUGAACGGGAGUUUGACAAGGAAAAUGAAGUUUUCCGAGAUUGGAAUUCUCGGACCCCGAGAGAUGUCAGAGAUACCGCACUGGAGCCUUACGCGGACCCUUAUUAUGACUAUGAAAUAGAGCGGUUUUGGCGUGGUGGACAGUAUGAGAAUUUCAGGGUUCAAUACACAGAAUCAGAACCAUACCAUAAUUACCGAGAAAGGGAGCGAGAGCGCGAGAGAGAGAACAGACAGCGCGAGCGGGAGCGCGAGCGGGAGCGGGACCGCGAGCGGGAGCGCCGGCAGAGGGAGCGCGAGCGCGAGCGAGAGCGGGAGCGCGACAAGGAGCGGCAGCGGAGGAAGGAGGAGUGGGAACGAGAGCGGGCCAAGCGCGACGAGAAGGACCGGCAGCACCGCGACCGUGAGCGGGAGAAGGAGCGGGACAAGGACAAGGAGAAGCCCAGGCCCCGCUCACCACAGCCACCAAGCCGUCAAGCUGAGCCACCAAAGAAGGAGGCAGCCUCCACAGGGCCGCAGGUGAAGCGGGCAGACGAGUGGAAGGACCCGUGGCGCCGAUCCAAGUCCCCCAAGAAGAAACUCGGGGUCUCCGUCUCCCCUAGCCGGGCACGUAGGCGUCGGAAAACAUCAGCCUCAUCAGCCUCCGCCUCCAACUCCUCCAGGUCGUCUUCGAGGUCUUCGUCCUACUCCGGCUCUGGCUCCUCGAGGUCGCGCUCCCGGUCCUCGUCCUACAGCUCCUACUCCAGCCGGUCCUCCAGACACAGCUCGUUCUCAGGGAGCCGGUCCAGGUCCCGGUCCUUCUCCUCGUCCCCAUCCCCGUCCCCGACGCCUUCUCCGCACAGACCUUCCGUCAGAACUAAGGGGGAGCCAGCCCCGCCCCCUGCAAAAGCUGGGGAGAAGCCAGUGAAGAAGCCGGCCCCGCCUCCCGCCCCACCGCAGGCCACCAAAGCCACCCCCCCUGCCCCUGAGCCCGCCAAACCAGGAGACCCUCGAGAAGCCAGGAGGAAGGAGCGGCAAGCCAGGACACCCCCCAGGAGGCGGACACGCAGUGGCAGUGGCAGCAGCAGCAGCUACAGCGGCUCCAGCUCUCGAUCCAGGUCCCUGAGCGUGAGCAGCGUCUCCUCGGUGUCCAGCGCCACGUCCAGCAGCAGCUCUGUGCACAGCGUGGACUCGGAGGACAUGUAUGCGGACCUGGCCAGCCCCGUGUCCUCCGCCAGCUCCAGGUCCCCGACCCCAGCGCAGACCAAGAAGGAGAAAGGGAAGUCUAAGAAAGAGGAUGGCGUCAAAGAGGAGAAGCGGAAGAGGGACUCAUCCACGCAGCCGCCCAAGUCUGCGAAGGCCCCGGCAGGCGGGAAGUCUUCCCAGCAGCCCUCCACGCCCCAGCAGGCCGCCCCGGGGCAGCCGCAGCCGAGCUCCUUUGUCCCCCACAAGGAGAUCAAGCUGACGCUGCUGAACAAGGCGGCAGAUAAAGGCAGCAGGAAGCGCUAUGAGCCGUCAGACAAGGACCGGCAGAGUCCUCCUCCAGCCAAGCGAGCCAACUUGUCCCCAGACCGAGGUUCUCGGGACCGGAAGUCUGGUGGGAGACUGGGCUCCCCGAAGCCAGAGCGGCAGCGAGGCCAGAACUCCAAAGCCCCUGCGGCUCCCACAGACAGGAAGCGCCAGGUGUCACCGCAGUCGAAGAGCUCCAGCAAGGUCACCAGCGUGCCAGGCAAGGCCUCGGACGCCGGCGCGGCCGCCAGCACCAAAUCAGGGAAGGCCAGCACGCUGUCGCGGCGGGAGGAGCUCCUGAAGCAGCUCAAGGCGGUGGAGGACGCCAUCGCGCGCAAGCGCGCCAAGAUCCCCGGGAAGGUGUAGCGGCCGCCCGGCCCUGGCAGACUUCACGUUUUUAUAAAUAGGGUGAACACAGCCGUUUUGGAUUUUGCAGUUAAUGUCUUACUUUGGCUGUGAUUCUUUUUAAAAAUUAAAAAAAAAAAAAAAAAAGUUUCUCAGCCGGAAAAGAAGC